GAAAGGAGGAUAAAACCCAUCAACCGUUAAAAACGAAGGAAAGCUAGCUGGGAACUGGAGAGGAUCAUAAUGUAUGCUAGCCACAAUUUUAACUGCUCUUUUCUCCUCCUCCUUCCACUAUCAUUCGGCACCAAACAAACCAAAUCACAAAAGAAGUAAACGAAAUCAAGUCAGGUUAUCUUUUUCCAUGAUUUGUUGCAGCAGCAGCAGUAUAGCAAUCCUCAGUACUGCUUCAAGAAUUGAUGGUACUGUUUCAAGAACCCGAACUCGUAACUCAUUACCACUGUCAUCUCAUUCUUUCCACCUCCAAGUGAAUGUAAAUGGGAAUCAUCAACUCUUUAUAAGGAGGAGAAUAAGCAGAUGGUGCCGUGUGUCUCCAAAUGCCUCCUCCUCUCUUGAGCUCCCUCUUCUUCCUUUUAACACGAACGAGGUUCUAGUUCCAUCUGAGAGUAAAACACUCCAUCUAUAUGAAGCCAGAUAUCUAGCUCUGCUCGAGGAGUCUUUAUUAAGAAAGAAGCUGUUUGUGCAUUUUGUGUUGGAUCCUAUUCUCAUUAGCAACUCAGGAACUGAAGCAUCCUUUGCUGCUAGAUAUGGCUGUUUAGUCAAUAUAGAAAAUAUCGAACGCUUAGAUGUUGGAGCAUUAGUCUCCAUAAGGGGAAUUGGCCGUGUCAAGCUUUUGAAUUUUGUACAGUCGGAGCCUUACCUGAAAGGUGAAGUCAUACCAUUACAGGAUAGGUUUAUUGGUGCAAAUGAAAUCAGCUCUAAAGUUAUAGCAGUGAAGGACGCUCUUCGCAGUUUGAAUAGCUUGGAAAUCAAACUAAAGGUUCCUUUCCUCUUAAGUAGCUGGCUGCACUGGAAAUUCAGUAGUAGUAGAAGAGCCAGACAUUUGUCUGCUAACAUUGGAAAGAAGGCUCCCAAGGAGGAAUUGUUGCAAACCUGUAUUGCAAACUCUCUAACAUGGGCAGAGAAGGAACCGUCCCUGGAAUGUGAUCAAUCUUUCAUCCCAUCUCCUGCUGAGCGAAUAUCAUUUGCAGCAUUCCAACCCAUUACAAGAUCUACACAAUCAGAAACACUCAAGUUGCAGCAACAGAAGUUAAGAGCAAUGGAUCUGAAAGACACGCUACAAAGGCUGGACAAUUCACUAAAUUUAGUGAAUGAGAAUAUAUCCAUGGUAGCAGCCAAGCUUGCUAUUCAGUCAUUAGAGAUGCAGUAAGCAUUGGUGGAGAUUAGUUACUGUUGAUGUACAGUUCAUGAUGACACGACAGAACUAUUCUAUGGAUAUUGUAGCUGUGUUUUUUUCUUAUUUUUGCUUCAUUUUUCUCUCUUCUUACUGCAUUUUAUCUUCUCAAAGGAGAAAUCUCAAGUAGUUUUAAUUUUUAUAUAGCAAACUAUCACUGUCCAUAAUAUUGUAAAUCAAACUAACACAGGCCUUGGUAUGACAGGAUCUGUUUUUAUAAUGAUAUGAGAGGAUCUUAAUCUUCAAUUUACGUCAA
This is a messenger RNA of Populus nigra (black poplar), 1493 nucleotides long. RefSeq lists its product as uncharacterized. Bases 74 to 1213 code for a protein of 379 amino acids. The record is from RefSeq and is a predicted model, not a curated record. NCBI's taxonomy places the organism in Eukaryota, Viridiplantae, Streptophyta, Magnoliopsida, Malpighiales, Salicaceae. The transcript has 8 exons.